AUGGGUAUAUCGCCCUUCAAGAUCGAUAUACCCGAACAUGAAGUCGACCGGCUUAAGAGGAAGCUGCGAGACACGAGGCUGCCAAAACGGCCGAUUGUUCCUGAGGCAGGCAGCGAUUAUGGCCCUCCUGUAGAGUGGUUUCAUCGCCUCCACAACACAUGGCUGCAUGACUUCGACUGGUCCUCUGUGCAAACGCAUCUGAACCGACAUGAUCACUUCCUUGCGGAUAUUGACGACGAGGCUUUCAGCCUCAAGGUUCAUUUCACGCACACCAAAUCUAUCAGAGAUGAUGCCAUCCCGCUCAUGUUCAUCCACGGCUGGCCUAGCUCCUUCCACGAGUUUGAUCGCGUGGUUGACGCACUCGCCAAUCCGGAGGACCCCUCGCACCGCGCAUUCCACGUCGUCGUUCCCAGUUUGCCAGGCUUCUGCUGGUCUUCUCCUCCUCCACGACGAGGCUGGACCAUGAAAGAUACAGCCCGAGUGUUCAACAAACUCAUGAAUCAGCUCGGGUAUAACAGCUAUGUGGUCCAAGCCGGUGACUGGGGCUCAUUUGUUGCUCGCGAGUUGGGCGCCCGCUUCGAAGAAUGCAAAGCUGUGCAUUUCAACUUCUGUCCCGUCGAGCUGGAUGAGAGUAUCACCGACCUGACGCCCCGGGAGAAGGUAAUCAAGCAAAGACAGCACGACUGGCUAGACAAGCACCUGGGAUAUGCAGUCGUCAUGCGCACCCGUCCACACACCAUCGGCUUUGCCCUGACAGACAACCCAGUCGGCAUCCUGGCGUGGGUUGGAGAGAAAUUCAUCGAAGCCGUCCACCCGUCGAAGCUCGAACCUCCAGAUCCAGUCUGGGACCAAGCGAUUCUUACGACGUGCAGCUUGUACUACUUCGCGGAUUGUAUCAUGACUUCAUCGUUGCCAUACUUUGAGGGCAUCAAGCACUCUGAGUUUGGGAAUUUCUUCCUCAAGAAGGAGAACUAUGUCAGCGUCCCGAUGGGCUAUACCAGUUUUCUGUAUGAUACGAGGCCCGGGACUGAGAGGAGUGUGAAGCAGACGGGGAACAUGGUAUUCUACAAUGAGUGUGACGAUGGCGGCCAUUUUGCCGCGCUCGAAACACCCGACGUCAUUCUUCGGGACUGUCGGAAAUUCUUUGGUCAGUGGUUCAAGACUUGA
Molecule: messenger RNA, 1167 nt
Organism: Cladophialophora yegresii CBS 114405
Lineage: Eukaryota; Fungi; Ascomycota; Eurotiomycetes; Chaetothyriales; Herpotrichiellaceae
Exons: 3
Coding region: 1-1167 (388 amino acids)
Biological process (GO): epoxide metabolic process
Molecular function (GO): epoxide hydrolase activity
Source: RefSeq, a predicted model, not a curated record